Molecule: messenger RNA, 2829 nt
Organism: Toxorhynchites rutilus septentrionalis
Lineage: Eukaryota; Metazoa; Arthropoda; Insecta; Diptera; Culicidae
Product: probable cytochrome P450 6d5
Exons: 3
Coding region: 1-1608 (535 amino acids)
Molecular function (GO): iron ion binding; monooxygenase activity; oxidoreductase activity, acting on paired donors, with incorporation or reduction of molecular oxygen
Source: RefSeq, a predicted model, not a curated record
AUGUUGAAGCGUAAUUUCCCAAAAGCUAUAAAAAGGCGAUGGGAAAAUAUACAUCGUCUAGUGGCUUCCUAUCUAUUCAAUGUCAAGGGGUUUUCUAUUCCUCCCGCUUCGAGGAUGAUUUUCACACUCACAUUUGCAUUGCUCGCCGUGGUAUUCUAUUUGGUUCUCAAAUAUAUCUACUCAUACUGGGAUCGACAUGGACUACCAAAUCUGAAGCCUCACAUUCCCUUCGGGAACCUCAAAACGGUCGCCAUGCAGACGGAAUCCAUCGGGAUGGCUAUCAACAGCAUCUAUUGGAAAACCAAAGGUCAACUCGUGGGGAUCUACCUGUUCUUUCGACCGGCUAUCAUGAUCAGAGAUGCCCAACUGGCCCAUCGGAUAAUGACUGAGGAUUUCAACAGCUUCCGGGACCGUGGAGUCUACUGCGACGAGGAAGGUGAUCCGUUUUCAGCACAUCUAUUCGCUCUGGCCGGAAAACAGUGGAAGCAUCUGCGAAAUAAGCUCACGCCGACUUUCACCUCCGGCCAGCUGCGUAACAUGCUUCCGACUAUUUUGGGUGUGGGCGUUAAGCUUCAAAAUCAUUUGAGGCCGGCUGCCGCUGCGGGCGAGGUGAUGGAAAUGCGCGAUAUGAUAUCACGCUUUGUGCUGGAGAUAAUCGCCACUGUGUUCUUCGGAUUCGAGGCAAAUUGCAUCCACGAUCCGAACGAUUCGUUCCGUACCGUUUUGGGGGACACUCAGCGGGAGAGUUUGAUCAAUAGUAUCCGCAGUGCGGGAACCUUCAUUUGUCCCGGGUUGUUUAAGAUCCCCGGAAUAAAAUCGUUGGACGCGAAAGUGAUUGAGCUCACGACAAACAUCGUUACGCAACAGAUCGAGAACCGUGAACGAAGCGGGGUAACGCGACGAGACUUUAUCCAGCAGCUGAUCGAUCUUCGCCAGGAGGAUACCAAAAAUGGUGAAGUCGGCUUGAGUGUAGGAACUUGUGCUGCGAAUGUUUUCCUGUUCUACGUCGCCGGAACGGAGACGACAGCCGGGACUAUUAGCUUCACACUGUACGAGCUCUGUCAGCAGCCGGAUUUGAUGGCAAGACUACAGACGGAGAUAGAUCUAGCGCUGAAGGAGUCUAUGGGGGGGAUAAACUACGAUGUGGUAGCUCGAAUGAGGUUACUGGAUCUGUGUGUCAAGGAAACUUUGCGGAAGUAUCCCGGACUACCAAUACUGAAUCGAGAGUGCACACAGGAUUACAAAGUGUCCGACUCCGAGGUGGUGAUCAAGAAGGGUACCCAAGUGAUCAUCCCAAUACACGCCUACAGCGCGGAUGAAAAAUACUUCCCUGAUCCAGAUCGAUACCAUCCGAAGCGGUUCGACCCCGAAACGAAAAGCUACGAUGAAAAUGCAUACGCUCCGUUCGGUGAGGGACCAAGAAACUGUAUCGGAAUCCGAAUGGGUGUAUUGGUGACCAAAAUAUGUUUAGUUAUGCUGUUGUCAAAGUUCAAUUUCGCAACGCUCAGUGAAUCGAAGCUUGAUUUCUCCACAGCGGUGCCCGGAAUCAGACCCAAAGAUGGAAUUCGUCUGAAAAUAGAAACGAGACACAUCGAAUCGACCGCUUAACAGCUGAUCGUGAAUUUCAUUAGUAAAGUCCUCGGCGUAACAUUGUUUCAUCUAUAAAACUACCGAAAAUAAACUGCGCUUGCUCCAACCGAUCCACCUGCUAUCUCCCAGCGCUUGUAAUGGAACCGUUUGGCAAAAGUUAAACUGGACACUUGAGAUUGGCUAGAAAAAUAAACCUACCACCUAACAACAGCAACAGCCCACCGCCCGGUACCGACCCGAAGUGGCAAGUUCAGAUGGUGAAACUUGGUCCCUAUUUAUUUCAACUCAUGGCGGUUUCCAGUGUUCGGGGAGUGAGAAAGGUAGCAAGAUAGCAAGAUGUAUGCUUUUUGGCAACUUUUUCUGCGGUGUGGAGGAGAAAAGAAAACUUUCAUCCACAUUUAUUUCAAUGUGUACUGUAAAAGUUACUCUUGUUUGGGUUAUGAGCGAGGAAAACUUUUCAUGUUACGACGUGCUUGUGUUGGUUACGGGGAGGUGGAAGGGUGGGUACUGUAAGGUAAGGAUGUAAUCAUGAAGAAGAGAUGAAAAGUACAACGGUGAGGAGCUGGUUAUUUGGAAAAGUUGAAAGCACGGUGAGUUCCUUGAAGCAGAGGUUGCAAAAGGUUGUACAACCACAAACAAUAUUUUCGACUGCUACUGGAGCUCAAACGAGUUCGGCGUUGCUUUGCCUGCUGCUUGGGUGGUUGUGCUCAAAUCGGAGAGAGAAAGGGAGCACUGAGUAAUCGGAACUGUCCGAAUAAAGAUGCAAGUUUACCGUGAAAUCGUAUGUGGGAAGUUGAACUGAUGCGGCCCAUUAAGGGUGGGGUAAUAAUUAUGAAAGUAAUGACCUUAAUUAAAGAUAAGAGAAAUCAUAUUUUGGAACUUGAGUUGAUAUUUAUAUUUUAUGGGGAAAUUGGUAGCUGUAGUUAUCGAAUUGAUAUCAUUGAGGGGGAAGAAUCUGUGUCGUAUUUUUCGCACAAAUUAGUGGCACACUAAAUUAGAGAAUGACAUAUUGGCCCACUUUCCGUUAUUUGAUAGGACUGAAUUUCGGAACCAUGAAUCCCAAAACAAAAUGUAUUUAAAAAAACUAAAAACAUAGUCGCAAAACAUACUGCGGCUUGUAUAAAUGUACAUGAUUAAUCAAAACACGAUCGUUUCAAAACAUGGAAUAUACACUAUAUUAAUCAAAGCUUCUCAAACAAACAACCGACGAACACACAUCAUUCAAACACAUCACUCAAA